Messenger RNA from Vicugna pacos (alpaca), 6971 nucleotides. NCBI's taxonomy places the organism in Eukaryota, Metazoa, Chordata, Mammalia, Artiodactyla, Camelidae. The record is from RefSeq and is a predicted model, not a curated record.
GCCCUUAUACCCACCACCUAGUUUUAACAAUUGUUAACACUGUGUCAUAGCUACUUUGUGUAGGUGUACAUUUUAUUUUUUACUGAAUCACUCAAAAGCGCUUUCCAAACAUCCUGACACUUCACUCCUAAAUAAUUACCCAUGUAUCCCUGAAAAAUGGCAUGUUCCUUCAUACCGUUAUCAGUCCUGAGAAAAACUAACACGAAUUCUCUAAUGUCUCAUAUUCAGAUUUCCCAAAUUGUACCCCAAAACCCUUCUUUUUUUAACUAGUGUUUAAUUCGUUUAUUUUUGGUACCAGGAUCCAAUCAAGUUUCACCUGCAUUCUGACUUUUAGGUCUCUAGUAGUUUGUAAAUUCUAGAAUUCUCCCCCUCCACCCCACCCACUCUUACAAGAAUUAAAGAGGCCAGGCCCGCUGCCUCAUAGAAUGUCCCCUACUCUGGAUUUGCCUAAUUGUUUCCUCAGGUCAUUUAGCUGCUGCUGCCAUCUGUACUUCUUAUAAACUGGAAGUUAGUUCUAAAGGCUUAAUUAGAGGCAGUUCAGGUUUUUUUUUUUGCAAGAAUCCUUCCUGUGCGUGUCUCCCGUUAGUGGUGGCUGAGUCUAAUCCCUAGGAAAGUAGGUGGCCAUUAGCUGUCUGGAGAGAUCUGUUUUCCCUUUUUGCCGUAGGCAGAUGACCUGUGGGGUGAGACUAUGGGAAACGGUUCCCCCAUGGCUCCCUGACAGCCUUGCACGUCUCCACAUAAGCGAUAUUUAACUGUGGUCUGACCCGGACCAUGGCAGAACACUUGCUGAUUCCUCCUGAAAUAAAGGGAGGUAAGCAGGCUUGCAAAGCGCUGCCACGAGGCAUUUUCCCACCUGCCUCCCUCUCCUGCAAAGACUGCCGCAAGACCAUUUCUCAUUCAGCUCCCCUGUGUCGGCUGAGUACAGGAUUUUCCACCUCACUCCUCCUCGGAGCGUAACUGCAGGCUAUAAAACAACUCUAUAGCUACCUUGUGAGGCACCUUACCUGCCUUAUUUAUCAUGGGCCUUCAGCAACUCCACGAGCCACGUAUGAUUAUGACCCGUAUUUCACAAGUGAGGAAACUGACGCUUCUGUUCCUUCUGCUGGUCCACUUGGUUGUGAGUCUGUCCGGGGCUAUGCAUGAGGUGCUCACUGCAGCAUUAUUUAAGUGGGAGUGGUGGGGUCGGGGAGCUGGAAGUAGCCUGACCGUCCUCUCUGGAGAAGAGAGUAAACUGUGGGACCACAGGUGUCCCAAGCAACCGUCAGAAGCCAAUGUGUCCAGAGGAACAUGGAUGGAUCUUAAUAAAAUCGUAGUGCUGAGCAAGAAAAGUAAGAAUAGCAUGAGGUAUUUAACACAAUCAUGGGUAUGUAAAUUAGAAAAUACAUGCACAGGAAACCAUGGCUCCCAUUUUACGAGAACCCACCCAACAAAAAAAGAUAUAUAUGAACAGAUUACAAUGUUUGCCAGUAGGGGGCACCAAAAGAGAUUGCAAAUAGGGAGAUAUGAGGGAAUACAAGAAAUCAAGAGGUGUCUUGUGGGGAAUAAUGAGCUAUAAACUGAGGGUGUGGUAUUAACUCAACCCAUGACACCUGCAAUCUGAAAAGAAGACGGGAAGGAGUGUGGAGGAGGAUGAGUCCCAAAUUUAGUAGGGAAGGUGUCUCUGGGGCGAGAUGGCGGCUUCGAAUGUCAUCUGCAAUGUAUGCACUUUAAAAAACAAUCUGCAGUGAAUCCAUAAAAAUGCUUAGAUUUGACAGAGCGGGGUGAUGAGGAUGUAGGUGUCACAUUACUCUCUACAUUUUUUGUAUACUUGAAAUGUUUUAUUUUUUGGAGGGGGACGGUAAUGAAGUUUAUUUAUUUAUUUUAUUGGGGGUACUGGGGAUUGAACCCAGGACCUCAUGCACGCUAAACAUGCGCUCUACUACUGAGCUAUCCCCUCCUCCCUUGAAAUGUUUCAUAAUAAAAAAAUUUUUUUUGAGAAAAGUUUCCUUUCACCACUGACCAUGGAAAACAAAACAUCUUAUUUUAAAAACAUAAGUACAAAAAAAUAAAAAUAAAUACGAUGCCAAUAUGUUAUCAUUAAAUCCUAGUCAGUCAGUGAGGCCUGUUAAGAACUGCUCUUAAGAAAGGAGAGGUGUUUAGGACACAGCAGCAUCAAACUGCUGAUAUUUCUCCACGGUACCAUCAGAAGGACUGGUUAGAAAUGAAUCCUUUACUCAUCACAUGAAUUUUGUAUCAUUCCGAUGCCAUUUCAUUUCAUGUCCAUGAAACACCUAAAAUUAACUUGUGUGCCCUCUUUGGAAAACACCACUUUUAACACAUUGAAUAUAUUUCUUUUGAAAGGAUCCACCCUCUUUAGAAAGCAUUGUAAUAAAAAAAAAUACAUUUAUUGUGAGUGUACAGCUUGAUGACAUUUCACAGUCUGAAUAUUCCUAUGCAGCCAGUGUCCAAAUCAAGAAAGAGAAACUCCUUUCCUGUCCCCUCCAGUCACAAUGCCCCCAAGGUAACCACUCCCCCUAUUUUUUGUUGUUGUUGUUUAUUCUAGAAUUUUUUAUCUAGACUCAUACAGUUGUAGCCUUUUGAGUGUGGCUUUUUUUCAUUUAGCAAAAUGCUUUUGAGGUUCACCCCGGUUGCACCAAUCCAUUCCCUUUUAUUGUUGAAUAGUAUCCAUUGUGUGCAUGCAUUGUGUGCAUUAAACAUUCUCCUGUUAAGAGACAUUUGGGUGGUUUCCGGUUUGAGGCUGUUAGGAAUACACUCCCAGCGCUUGAUAGACAGAAGUGGGGGAAUUUCUGGGGACAAAUAGCUGGAUCAUAGCAUAGGUGUGUAUCAUCUUUAGGAGAUCUUGCCAUUGUGAUUUUUAUCAUCAGCCUUCUGAGCAUCUGAGUAAUUAGCACUUCAAAUUUUAUUGUUCUGGCUUAUAUAAUAGUAAGAAAGAAUACUGAAAAUUCAAAACACCCAAAUACACUGGGUUCAUGUUUCAGGACAAAAUGAAUUUCUUUUAUGACAGGUGACAUAUUAUUGCCCCCACUGAUGACAACUUUCUGCUUUUACUAGACAUUUUAUAUAACGUCUAAUUACAGUUAUCAACUAUUUGAAAAUAAAAAUAUUUCAUAUUAUUAGCUUGGCCCUAUUAUUUUGCAAGUUAUUUUAGCUAAAGUUUAUAAAAUGUAUUUUACAGAUUAUAUGGAUUAUUAUUUAAAUUUUCUCAUUAGUACUUAAUAUAUAUAUAAAUCAACAGAGAAAAACAAUUUUAAAUGUAAAGUGGAUUGACUAAAAAUCAAUUAUCCAUUUUAACUGGAAAACAUCUCAUGUGUCUUAUUACCAAGCCAGUAUCUUGACAGUGGAAUUUUAAGUUCCAUUUGUUUGCUCGUAUCUCUCACACUGGGAGAGCCAAGGCCUAGAGAGAAAUCGCUGCAAAUGCCCUAGUCCUCGGGGUUGAGAAGUUCUGGGGAAGAACCAGCGCCCCAAGCCACAAUUUUCGCCUGCGGAAUUAGCCUUGUGCCACGAGGGGGCGCCAUCGGAGGGAACGUGGGCCUCUCCCGAGCGUUGCUGGUGAGGCGCGGCCGCCUGCUGCACCAGGCCUGAAGACACCCUUUGCAGUCAUCCCCGCACUUAGUUCCCACUGCCGUCCAAGAAAGCGGUAUGAUGGUACCCAUUCUGCAGAUGGGCAAAUGCACAUGCCAGGACGCGCUGCACGGAGUAGGCGGAACUUGGAUUUGAACCUAGGUCCCUUUGAUUCCGCAGACUGAAGACAUUUCCACCCACGGCUCCUCGCUCUGACCCUGCUUUCUCCGCUCGUGUGCGGUGAUGCUGGGGGCCACGUUUCUCCCCAAGCCCAUCAGUGUCCCCCUCUCUUUUUCUAGCACACUCGUCUCCCUGCUUGCUCUUUAGAUAUUCAUCUCAAAAUCCUCUGACACACCCCUUUUCCUUCCAUCUUGCCCCUCAUCCCAGAGCCCGAAAAUCAGCCUUCUGAGUAUUCUUCCCACUUGCCUCAUCUGCUAUCUCCUCUCCUUGUCCAGCUGCCCUCGCCUGCUGGGGUCCUGGCCUGCCACUUCCCCUGGCUCCCAGCCUGGGUGUGGUGGAUUCACCAGCAGAAGACGCAGUUCCGGGAUUGCUGCUGGUUUGACUUGGAUCUCUCCCCUCCUCCCAGGAAGGCUCUAGUCCUAAGGAGAGACAGCAAGUCUCACCCUCCCCGCCCUGCCCCCUCCACCACCACGAUAGCCUGAGAACCAGAGGCAUGUCACCCUGCCCAUUUGGCCAGAUAUAGCAUGAUCUGGAAUUUCAGGUCUAUAAAUCACUUGGUGGGGUGGGGGGGCUCUUAAAGCUGUUCUCCCACACUGGUCUGCUGCUUGACCUCUUGUCCCCUCCUCCAGACACCCUCCCCUCUUCCAGGAAACUGGCCCAAGGAGGGGCCUGAGCAUAUAUAAGAAGCCACUGCGGGAGGGGCUGGCCAGAGAGGCUUCCAGCAGAGAAGGCACGACUAUGGCUUCUGCAGCAGCAGAAGCAGAGAAGGGGUCUCCGGUUGUGGUGGGACUGCUGGUCAUUGGCAACAUCGUUAUUUUGCUGUCGGGCCUGGCCCUGUUUGCCGAGACGGUGUGGGUGACAGCCGACCAGUACCGCGUGUAUCCACUGAUGGGCGUCUCCGGCAAGGACGACGUUUUCGCCGGCGCCUGGAUCGCCAUCUUCUGUGGCUUCUCCUUCUUCGUGGUGGCCAGCUUCGGUGUGGGCGCUGCCCUCUGCCGCCGCCGGUCCAUGAUCCUCACGUACCUGGUGCUCAUGCUCAUCGUCUACAUCUUUGAGUGUGCCUCCUGCAUCACGUCCUACACCCACCGAGACUACAUGGUGUCCAACCCAUCCCUGAUCACCAAGCAGAUGCUGACUUUCUACAGUGCAGACUCAGACCAGGGCCGGGAACUGACCCGCCUCUGGGACCGCAUCAUGAUUGAGCAAGAGUGCUGUGGCACGUCAGGUCCCAUGGACUGGGUGAACUUCACAUCAGCCUUCCGGGCCACUACCCCGGAGGUGGUGUUCCCUUGGCCCCCACUGUGCUGUCGGCGGACUGGAAACUUCAUCCCCCUCAAUGAAGAAGGCUGCCGCCUGGGCCACUUGGACUACCUGUUCACCAAGGGCUGCUUCGAACACAUUGGCCAUGCCAUUGACAGCUACACGUGGGGCAUCUCAUGGUUUGGCUUUGCCAUCCUGAUGUGGACGCUCCCUGUGAUGCUGCUCGCCAUGUAUUUCUACACCACGUUGUGAGGAACAAGAAGGCAAGGCCACGUGCGCAGCCCAGGCCUCCUCCUGCCCUACUUCCUCCGGCUGAGACCCGGAGGACCGCCUCACCUCUCCCCUUCCCACCCCCCCGUCUCUUCCCUCUUUCUACUCCAAAGACCCUUUACCAGGUUUCUGAGCCGUGUUGGAAGUUGGGGUGCCCUGAACCCCCUGGACAUGUGUGCACAGACCCUUAGCCCUUAACCUCUUUUCACUUGGCUAAUUCCUGGCCCAUCUUUCGGUGUCAACUUAAAGUCCUGUCCUCAAGGAGCCCUUCCCUGACCCCCCACCCCGGUCACAGAUGCCCCUCUUGUAGCCCCCUGAGCUCCUCCUUCACGGUCGAUGUCGCCACCGUCACUGAAUGGCAAUGUGGUUGUCUAUUUAAGCUCUGGUAGACUGAGACUGCCGUGUGGGGAGGGACAAGUUCUGUCAUGGUCACUUUAUUGUCCCCAGCAUCGCCCAGCACAGGGCUGAGCACAGAUACUCAAUAAACACUGCUUGAAUGUGUUGAUUUGUUUUCUUAUGAAGCAAAGGCAAAUAAACAAGAACUCUUCCCAUGAAAAGAGCAGAAACCCAACUGGCACUGUCUAAAACAUCAAAUGGAAUUUACUAGCUCAUGUAACUGAGUCAGUAGGGCUGGCUUCAGGCAUGUUUGGAUCCAGAGGUUCAGUCUCAGUUUCCAGGAAGCCCGUUUCAUUCUCAGGCAGAAUUUCUCUGGCAACACCAGACUUACACCUCCAUAGCUCAGCAACACAACAGCAAGAAAGGGCCUCUUUCCCAAUAGCUGUUGCCAAGGUCAGGGAUGAAAUCUCACUGUCUUGGUUUAGGUUCUAGGCCCACCCUUCGGUUGAGGAAGGGAGGGCACCUGGAUUAACAUUCUUGCUAAGGAUGCAUCCAUGGGGGUGGUGUUGGGAGGGGGGUUGUUUAGCAAAGGAAAAUCAGAGCAAGGGCUGCUGGGCCAGUGCAGGUGACAGACAUCCUCCUACCAGGGGCUACAGCUUCCGGCAAGUUCUCUAGGGGUGCAUGACAGCAGGUUUUGAAGCUCAUCAUUGCUCUUUUGUCCUCUCUGAAGCACGCCCGUGCUUUGGCCAUUUCAUAGCCAUUAGGCCCUGCGUGGAGAGUUUGGCUUCCUUCCCCAUCUAAUGAAGUUUCUCAGGGUCCUCAUUUACUCCACUGGUCGGCAGAUGGUCUGAAAAUGCUGAAUUCAGAUGUCAGCUUUUUUAAAAUACACUGUUAAAAGAUGUAUAAUGGUCAAAUGUGUUAGGGUGAAAAAUUCGAAACAACCUAACAUUCAUCGGGGGGAGGGAUUGUAAGCUCAUAUCCUUGGACUAGAAUUCUCUGUGGCUGUCAAAAAGACGAGAGGUCUAUGUGAGCUGAUAGAAAAAGAUGUCAUGAUGGUAUAGAUAACUGGAAAGCACACAUAUAAGGAUGUUCAUUACAGUAACCUAAGUGAGCAACACCAGGCGACUGGUUCAAUUAGCUGUGCUAGGUCUAGACUCCCGAAUACCACACAGUAGUAAAAAAUAAUAUUUUCACGUGGAAAAAUCUCCAAGAAACGCAGAGUAGGAAAACUUCAGUACUUUUAUUCCUGUAGAUACAUAAGCAGGGUUGGUCUUUUCUUUUUAAAGAAAUGGGUCAAGGUUUGACACGACAUUGUAAAAUGACUAUAACUCAAUCAAAAAAUGUUAAAAAAAAAAAGAAAGAAA